AUGGGUUCCACCAACUUUACUAUCAAAGAAUUAUCUGAUUUUCAUAGAAAAAAUUUACAGAAACUCACUGAUCUAGACACUAAAAUAACGAAGUUGAUUCAACAAUUAGAUGAACAAUCAACAGAUUCAAAAGCCUUUCAAGAGAAAACGAAUAACAGCUUUGAGAAGACGAGCAACAUUUUUGAUUUACUAACUAGUCAAAUGGCUGAGCUAAUUCAAGCUUCUAGACGCAAGAAUGGAGAUCCAGGAAUUUUGGGUACACCUGGAUUUACACCACCAGGAAGUAAUCAAUUUGUCCAUAGCUUUGGAGGAAAAACAUCUCAUGCUAGACAACAACGUACCCCAAAUCUUGAAUUUCCUAGAUUUGAUGGGGAGAAUCCACAUGGGUGGGUUCAAAAGAGCGGAAGGUAUUUUCAGAUCCACGGUAUUGAGGAGCAUCAGAAGGUUAGUGUAGCUUCUAUCUACCUUGAAGGUAAGGCCGAUAAGUGGUUUCUUAACUUUCAAAUUGGUAAACCUUUUUUGUCAUGGAAAGAGAUAUCUGAAGGUGUGUGUGCUAGGUUUGAGAAUCCUGUAGAUGAUAACUUUAUUGGAAGUUUUAAUAAAUUGUGUCAAAUCACUACUGUAGAAGAGUAUUUUGAACAAUUUGAAGCUCCCAAGGCUCUUAUGUUGAGUAGUAACCCUCAUUUGACUGAACAGUACUUUGUGGAGGGUUUUAUCAGUGGAUUAAAAGCUGAAAUCAAAAAUUAUGUACUUAUGUUUUAUCCUGCUACCCUGUUACAAGGCUUUUCACUAUCUAGAAUGCAAGAACAGAAAUGUACACAACAAGCUAAAGCCACAAAACCAUUCCAAAGACCUUUUAGCAACUCAUUUACGCACAACAUGACAUAUCAAACUAUUACUCCUCAACCCAAACCAAUUCAUACCACUACUACUACAAUUACUUCUCCUUUCACACCCAGAUCUGGUAAUACAACUCCUAAGUCCAGUCCCCCAAUACCACCCAUAAAAAGAUUGACUCAGGAGCAAAUGAGGGCCAGAAGAGAGAAGGGUUUGUGUUACAAUUGUGAUGUUGUGUAUUCUACAGGCCAUGUUUGCAAGAGCCAACAAUUAUUCAUGGAGCAAGUACAACAACCAGAGUCUUCUGAAGAAGCAAAGGAAGAAGUUUAUGAAGAAGAUGUGGAAUCCCCAGUGGAAUCUGAUAUGAAAAUAUCCCUUCAUGCUCUUACUGGAAAUGUGAAUGGAGAUACCAUUAGGAUACUAGGAACUAUUGAGAGGCACAAAAUUUUAAUUCUCAUUGACACUGGUAGCACCCAUAGUUUCAUUGAUUGUACAUUAGUCAGAACCUUAAAAUGUCAAGUGGAACAAACAUCUCCCAUGUUGGUUACUGUGGAUAAUGGAGAUAAAACUAUCAGUAGUGGGGUUUUCUCUCAGUUUCAUUGGUCAAUGCAAGGUCACAAUUUCUCUGAAGACUUAAGGAUGCUACCUUUAGGAGGGUGUGAUAUGGUUCUUGGUGCUGACCGGCUGAGGAAGCAAGGUGAGGUCAUGUUUAAUCUCUCUAAACUAUGCAUUUCAUUCAAUUACAAGGGAAAUAAGAUUACUCUGCAAGGCUCCACUGUGAAGGUGUUACUCAAGAUGAUUAGUUGCAAUGCUUUUAAAAAAAAUUUAUCCAAGACUUCCCAUGGGAUUAUAGGGAAACUAUCCUCAAUAUCAGUCUGUGAAAUUCCAAAAUCAAUUCCAGAACCAAUUACACGGCUCAUUCAAGAAUUCUCAGAUAUAUUUGAUGAGCCAAAACAAUUACCUCGAACUAGGAGUUUGUUUCACUCAAUUCCGCUUAAACCAAACUCAGAGCCUGUUAACCUUAGACCAUAUAAAUGCCCCUACAUACAAAAAGGAGUUGUUGAACAAUUGGUCAAGGAGAUGCUGAAUUCUAGGGUCAUACAAAACAGUCACAGUCCAUUUGCCUCCCCAAUAUUAUUGGUCAAGAAGAAGGACAAUUCAUGA
Messenger RNA from Papaver somniferum (opium poppy), 2001 nucleotides. RefSeq lists its product as uncharacterized. The coding region runs from base 1 to 2001 and encodes 666 amino acids. The transcript has a single exon. Lineage: Eukaryota; Viridiplantae; Streptophyta; Magnoliopsida; Ranunculales; Papaveraceae. The record is from RefSeq and is a predicted model, not a curated record.